This is a messenger RNA of Eublepharis macularius, 3749 nucleotides long. It is a transcript of the gene MPP4, whose product is annotated as MAGUK p55 scaffold protein 4. Gene Ontology annotation, molecular function: protein binding. The transcript is spliced from 22 exons. Bases 1 to 1932 code for a protein of 643 amino acids. Lineage: Eukaryota; Metazoa; Chordata; Lepidosauria; Squamata; Eublepharidae. The record is from RefSeq and is a predicted model, not a curated record. Gene Ontology annotation, cellular component: plasma membrane; adherens junction.
AUGAGGGAGAAAGGGGAGAAGGGUGCCUUGCUGCACAGCCAUGAAAACGGCUCAGGGGAGCUGGGUGGGGGUGUUGCCCUGGUCUCCAGUGCUGGUGCAGGUCUAUCCCACGUUCUGUCUCUGGUCCUGCAAGAGCUGAGCCUGUUCUACAAAAGAGAUAUCAACGGGGUCGGAGUCUUAUACGACCUGCUCAGGUCUCCAUGGCUACAGGCUCUGCUAAAGGUGUAUGAAUGCCUUCAUCAGUACAUCAAAAGGAGACCAGUUCCACUGACACCGCAGGCGCGCUCACUGACUCAGGAGGUCGCGGAGUUGUUGCGUGGAGUCCAUCCAUCUGCAGAGGUUAGAGAGUUGAGGCGACUUCUACGUGGCCCCCACUUGAAGGCCCUACUAUCGGCUCACGACACUGUGGCUCAGAAGGACUAUGAGCCCAUUCUUCCACCUCUGCCGGAUAACAUCCCUGAAAACGAAGAGCCGAUGAGGAUUGUCUGCCUUGUGAAAAACAAGCAACCUCUCGGCGCCACCAUCAAACGCCAUGAGCUAACGGGAGAUAUUACAGUGGCAAGAGUCAUCCACGGCGGGUUGGCAGAUAGAAGCGGGUUGUUGUAUGCUGGAGACAAACUUGUAGAGGUGAAUGGCGUUCCAGUGGAAGGACUAGAGCCUGAGCAAGUAAUCCACAUUCUGGCCCUGUCGCAGGGAACAAUUAUGUUCAAGCUGAUUCCUGUUUCAGAUCGACCAGUCAGUAACCAAACAACACUCUAUGUGCGGGCGAUGGCAGAUUACUGGCCUCUCCAGGACUCCUCCAUUCCUUGUGCUGAUGCAGGACUGCCGUUUAAAAAGGGAGACAUUCUUCAGAUUGUGGACCAGAAUGAUACCUUCUGGUGGCAAGCAAGGAAAGUCUUGGAUCUCAGUGCCUGUGCCGGACUUAUCCCUUCCAAUCAUCUUCUGAAGAGGAAGCAGCGGGAAUUCUGGUGGUCGCAGCCCCUCCCGCCCCACAUUUGUCUCAAAUCAACGAUAUUGAGUCCUGUGGAAGAAGAAGACGACAUGCAGAUUGAUGAGAAGUGCGUGGAAACAGAUGAGGAAACUUUUGAGUCUGAGGAGCUUAAAGAAGAAGAAGAAGAAUUCACUGGAUCGGGUCAGCAGGUCUUUAUUGCUGGCUUCCGUAGAAGUAUGCGCCUGUGUCGCAGGAAAUCGCACAACAGCCACUUACCAUGUUAUGCCCGGGGUCCCAGUGGCUGCUACAGUGCUGUAGCAGCUCCUUAUGAAGAGGUAGUGAGAUACCAAAGACACCCCGAGGAUCGGAGCAGAUUAAUUGUGCUAGUGGGACCUUCAGGUGUUGGAGUGAAUGAACUACGGCGACGACUUAUUGGCAUAAACCCCCAUCACUUUCAAAGUGCCGUGCCACAUACAACUCGUGCUCAGAAGAGCUAUGAAGAGAAUGGUCGAGAGUAUCACUAUGUAUCAAAGGAAACAUUUGAAAACAUGGUAUAUAGUCACAGAAUGUUGGAGUAUGGAGAGUAUAAAGGAAAUCUCUAUGGCACGAGCAUUGAUGCAGUACGGGCAGUGCAUGAUGAAGGGAAGAUCUGUAUCAUGGAUUUGGAGCCUCAGAGUAUUCAACUGGUUCGCACUCAUGAACUGAAACCCUACAUUAUAUUUAUUAAGCCAUCGAGUGUGAGUUGUAUGAGGCAGUCUCGGAAAAAUGCCCGGAUUAUCACAGACUAUUAUGUGAACAUGAAGUUUAAGGAAGAAGAUCUGCAGGAAAUGGAAGAGUUGGCUAAAAAAAUGGAGACUCAGUUUGGGCAGUUCUUUGACCACAUGAUUGUGAAUGACAACCUAGAGGAGGCCUGCAUGCAGCUGCUGUCUGCCAUCCGCCGAGCACAAGAUGAACCUCAGUGGGUUCCUGCAACAUGGAUAUGCUCAGACACUCAGCCAUAAUUCUUAAGACUAGCCAUCUGCAGAAAGAUGAUCGUUUCUCUUUCCUUAUAGCAGGAAUCCUAAUGCUAGGGUUGCAAGAGAAAAUAUAUCUUUGCGGGGAAUUUGGAGAGGAAAAGGCAAAACGCUGUGAGAAGAUGUAAUCAUCAUAUUGUCUUCUGUGGCGUUCUUAAGCAUUGCAUGUUCAGUCAUCAUGACUUUUGUACAAAAUGAUGGUUGCACCGUAGUGUCUCAGAACAUUUAAUUGUAAAAGAGAAUAAAAUCUAUUUUGCUGAAUCUGCACCUGUUGCACUAACCCAAUCAAAAUCUUUUCUGUGGUUUUUAAUUGUAUAGUUCUUUGGCUGCUGCCUCUUUUCUAAGCAUAAGUAAAAUCAGGAAUCCUCUCAAAAAAGAGUUUCUUUCUGAAAGGAAGAUCGCUAGGCAUGUAUAGUAUUUCCUAAGGAACCUAUUGUAAAUAUUUACAAGCUUAGAGGGGAAUGUAUAAAGCUUACUGCGAGUUUAAAAAGGGAAGGGCUACAAACCCGAACGAAGGUUGCAGCAUCCACUCAUUUUUAAUGUUUUAAAUACAGUACUAACCAAGAGCACGUCCUUUUAAUGGCUGGUUCUUUUGCUCACAAUGGGAAUUAAAGUCUUCAACUAAAUCUUCUCAACAUGGAUUGUGGCUUGCCAGAACAUGCACUCAAGGAAAAUGGGUUUUUUAAAUCUUUUUAAAUAGCAAGUCCGACACAUUUUUGCUUAUUUCUCACAAUUUUACUAAUCUUGUGAAGGAGCAAAGCAUUAUGCAGGGCCCUGAAACCUCAGCCUCCUUUGACUCCGGAGACUUCUCUCCAGGCUUUCAAGCCUGUCUUCCAAGUUGUAAGAUCUUGAAAGCUGCUUGCCCAUCUCAGUCACCAAAUGAAAGCUGAGAUUCUCAAGAUGCUGAAUUCUCUGUCUAGGCCUGAGUUCUGUGUGUUUGGGAGGGCUGUUGGAGCUAUCGCAGAUCAAGGUACAUGCUCUAGCCAGUUUGGUGUAGUGUUUAAGAGCGCGGGACUCUAAUCUGGAGAACUGGGUUUGAUUCCCCACUCCUCUGCUUGAAGCCAGCUGGGUGACCUUGGGUCGGUCACAGCUCUUUCAGAGCUCUCUCUGCACCUUCCACCUCACAGGAUGAUUGUUGUGGGGAUAAUCAUAUAACACACUUUGUAAACUGCUCUGAGUGGGCAUCAAGUUAUCCUGAAGAGUGGUAUAUAAUUCGGAUGUUGUUGUUAUGGAUACAUGUAUGGUCUGUUUAGAGAGGUUAGUGCAGUAUACCCGUUAGAGUGCUGAUCUAGGAUCUGGAAGAGCCAGGUUCGAAUCCUGUCCCUCCAUGAAGCUUGCUGGGCAGCUUCAGAGGCUCUCCUGUAUCAGACCAGUCCCUCUUGGGUCACACCAUAAUGUUGCCUCCUGGCACUGGUAUUGUAGCCGGGGAAAUUGCUAAAUGAUAAUAAUGCUAAUAGUUAUGAUCAAAUAUCUUAUCUCUUCUAAAUUGUCUCUUUCAGAAGCCUGUUCUUUGUGAAAAUCUUACUCUGUUCAAAUGAAGCUGGGCAAUGCCCAGGACUGUGGAAAUUUACGAGACAUUGUUAGUUAUUCUUAGCUAAGGUCAACAGAACAAAUUGCUAUAUUUGCAAAGAAGAAACAAGAAGCUAAGCAAAAUUGCACAAAGGAAAAGGCUAAGCAACGGAAUAGCUGUAUAUGGUAAACUGUACAAAGGAAAUGGCUAAGCAAUGGAAUAGCUGUAUAUGGUAAACUGUACAAAGGAAAUGGCUAAGCAACGGAAUAGCUGUAUAUGGUAUACUGUAAAAGGG